AAAGAAGAUGUUAUUAACAGGCUUAUAACAAUUGCAAAGCGUAGCAAGGCACUGCUACUGUGCAGGACCUCAAUUGGACCGACCGACCUUUUCAUCUGCCAUUUCUUCAAAAUCACUCUCCUCCACUGAAUAAGAAUUACGAAUCAUCAACCACUUCAGUGUUGACUUUACUCAAUUCGCCUCACAUUGCUUCGUCUCGGCAAUAGUUUGCAAAUUUCGAUGGCAGAUCUCAAUUCCAGGACUGAAAUUUCAUUCCUUGAAACGUUUGCGAUCAGUGCCUUCGCUGCUUGCAUCGCCGAGAUCUGUACUAUUCCUUUAGAUACCGCUAAAGUUAGGCUUCAGCUCCAAAAGAAAGCAGCUACAGGGGAGGGAGUGGCCGUACCAAAAUACAGGGGCGUGUUGGACACUGUUGCUACUAUUGCUAGGGAAGAAGGGUUUUUAGCACUUUGGAAAGGCAUCAUACCUGGUUUGCAUCGCCAGUGUAUAUAUGGAGGAUUGAGGAUCGGGUUAUAUGAGCCUGUCAAGGCCUUUUAUGUUGGGAGUGCAUAUGUUGGAGAUGUUUCUUUGUUCCAGAAGAUACUUGCUGCUUUGAUAACCGGUGCCAUAGCAAUUACAGUCGCUAGUCCGACUGAUCUUGUGAAGGUUCGACUUCAAGCUGAAGGAAAGUUGGCUGCUGGUGUACCUAGGCGUUACUAUGGCGCUUUGGAUGCUUAUUACACCAUAGUGAGACAGGAAGGAUUGGGGGCAUUGUGGACUGGGAUUGGGCCCAAUAUUGCACGAAAUGCUAUUAUAAAUGCCGCCGAGCUAGCUAGUUAUGAUCACGUGAAACAGGCCAUAUUAAAAAUUUCAGGGUUCACAGACAAUGUUUUAACCCAUCUAUUAGCUGGUUUAGGUGCUGGUUUCUUCGCAGUCUGUAUUGGUUCUCCUGUUGACGUGGUGAAAUCUAGAAUGAUGGGAGAUUCAUCUUUGUACAAAAACACUUUCGAUUGUUUCAUCAAAACUUUGAAAAAUGAGGGACCUUUUGCCUUUUAUAAGGGGUUCCUCCCAAAUUUUGGCCGGAUAGGAUCUUGGAACGUGAUCAUGUUUCUGACUUUAGAGCAGGCGAAAAAAUACUUGACAAGGGCAGUGUGAAACUACUUUUGUUGUACAUUGGAGUUUAUGAAAGUAAGAAGACAACAGCUUUUAUUUGGAAUCUGCCUGUACAAUAGAUGAAGAUUAUUCGGACAGGGGAAUUAGGUUCCCCUGCUAGUAUUCUUUUUCAUUAGGUUAAUGUAUAAAAGAGUAAAAUCCUUGAAACAAACUUGCCAACACGAUUUAUUGAAUAGCACCAACAAUAUUUAUUCUUUCUACCACCAAGGAUUAGAGGCCAUUACCUCACCUUUCACUUUCUGAUUUCCUGCAUUGAACGAUUGUACAAUGGCCAUUGGCCAACUUUAUCGACAUUGAAUUCGUUAUGGAAGUACAGGCUGCUUUCAUCC
Cornus florida is the source of this 1478-nucleotide messenger RNA. Its product is annotated as mitochondrial uncoupling protein 1-like. Gene Ontology annotation, cellular component: mitochondrial membrane. The coding region runs from base 220 to 1131 and encodes 303 amino acids. Gene Ontology annotation, biological process: mitochondrial transmembrane transport; mitochondrial transport. The transcript has 9 exons. Gene Ontology annotation, molecular function: oxidative phosphorylation uncoupler activity. NCBI's taxonomy places the organism in Eukaryota, Viridiplantae, Streptophyta, Magnoliopsida, Cornales, Cornaceae. The record is from RefSeq and is a predicted model, not a curated record.